Pteropus alecto (black flying fox) is the source of this 917-nucleotide messenger RNA. It is a transcript of the gene TFPT, whose product is annotated as TCF3 fusion partner. Gene Ontology annotation, molecular function: DNA binding. The record is from RefSeq and is a predicted model, not a curated record. Lineage: Eukaryota; Metazoa; Chordata; Mammalia; Chiroptera; Pteropodidae. Bases 120 to 878 code for a protein of 252 amino acids. Gene Ontology annotation, biological process: positive regulation of apoptotic process; apoptotic signaling pathway; apoptotic process. Gene Ontology annotation, cellular component: Ino80 complex. The transcript is spliced from 6 exons.
AGCGGCGGAGUCCCGGAUGCUUGGUCGUGAAGCCUGAUGGGACGGGUAGUUUCGCAAACGACUUAACCUAGAGGUUUGCGAGUAAGUUUCGAGGCCAGGGCUUCGGGAGCCGGAGAGAGAUGGAACUGGAGCAGAGAGAGGGGACCAUGGCAGCCGUGGGCUUUGAAGAGUUCUCAGCGCCGCCAGGCUCGGAGCUGGCGCUGCCUCCGCUGUUCGGUGGUCACAUCCUGGAGAGCGAGCUUGAGACAGAAGUGGAGUUCGUGUCUGGGGGUCUGGGAGGCUCGGGGCUCCGAGAGCGAGAUGAAGAGGAAGAGGCAGCUCGGGGCCGGCGGCGGCGCCAGCGGGAACUAAAUCGCAGGAAGUACCAGGCGCUAGGUCGGCGCUGCCGGGAGAUCGAGCAGGUGAAUGAACGAGUCCUAAACAGGCUGCACCAGGUGCAGAGGAUAACGCGGAGACUCCAGCAGGAGCGGAGGUUCCUCAUGAGAGUGCUGGACUCCUACGGCGAUGACUACCGCACCAGCCAGUUCACCAUUGUACUGGAGGAUGAGGGCAGCCAGGGCACAGAUGCCCCUACCCCAGGCAAUGCCGAGAACGAGCCUCCAGAGAAAGAAGGGCUAUCCCCACCCAGAAGGACACCGGCACCCCUAGAACCCAGCAGCCCAGCCCCUGGCGAGGGGCCUAGUGGGCGGAAGAGGCGGCGAGCGCCCCGGGAAGGACGGAGAGGAGUCACGCUGACUCCAGAACUGGCCCCUGUGCAGAUUAAGGUCGAGGAAGACUUUGGCUUCGAAACAGAUGAGGCCCUGGACUCGAGUUGGGUUUCUCGGGGGCCAGACAAACUGCUGCCCUACCCGACCCUAGCCAGUCCCCCCUUUGAUUGACGCCCCCCCCCAAUAAACUGACCCCAUACUCGCCCUGGC